ACGUUGAUCGUUUAGAGUCUAGUACAGCAUGGAGAAAACGGCGAAAAUAUCACAAUUAAAGUUUUGGAAUAAACAGAACAACAACACAAGCAAGGACAAAGACAAGGAUGCUGAUGCAGUAACGGAAACUAAGAACGGUGCUAACAAAGAGGAUUCGAAGGCAGGAAAGCGCAACUGGUUGCAUACACCCGAAGCCCUUAUCAAUGGUCAUGUAGUCUAUCUAGUCAAAUUCUUUGGCAAUGUCCCCGUGGACCAACCCAAGGGUAUUGAAGUCGUCAAGGAUACCAUACGUAAACUGCAAUUUGCCCAACAAAUGAAGAAGGCCGAAACGGGUACACAGGAGAAAUUCAAAAAAGUCGAAAUCACCAUUAGUGUCGAUGGUGUAGCCGUGCAGGAGCCACGCACCCAAAAGAUUCUCCAUCAGUUCCCGCUGCACAAUAUCUCGUAUUGUGCCGACGAGAAAGGUGUCAAGAAAUUCUUUAGUUUUAUUGCGAAAACUGUAAAGCCCGCAGCGGGAGAUACGAGCAGCUCCAAUGGUCGCGGCAGUAGUCCCGACGGUUCGACCCAGUCGUCAUCAACCACCGAAGAUACACAUGAAUGUUUUGUUUUCAUUUCGAAUAAGUUGGCAUCGGAUAUAACAUUGACCAUCGGUCAGGCAUUUGAAUUGGCAUUUAGAAAAUAUGUUAGCACCACAGAGAAAACGGAACUUGGCAAGGCCCAACAACAGAUUGCCGAUUUAGAGAAAACGGUCAACAUCUAUAAGAAUCGACUGAGAGAUUUAUCCCAAAAGUUGUCGAAAUCCGAUUUAGAUGGAUAUUUGUUUAAACAAAAUAUCAAAGACAUUUUGGAAGUACCAGCACAACAACAGACCGUGACCACAAAUGGUGAUGCAUCACAGAAUUUGACAAAUGGAUCAAAUGGUCUGUCAAAUCACGAUGAUAAGACCCUUUUGAUUGAUACCAAUUCGACAAAUUCGCUGAAAUCUUCACUGUUCUUACCCGCUGUACCGCCACGUAACAAUAACAACAACACCACAACCAAUAAAUCCAUGAAUAAUAAUGCCCAAAAGAUGGAGGAGCUAUUAUUGAAUUCCGAUUCGGAUAGUGAUUUUGAUCCGCGGGCUGAGGAAUCGACGGAUGGCAAUAGCACUGGAAGUGGUAAAAAUAUUAGCAAUGAUUUGUUUGGUUUCGAGCCAUCGAAUUCGUUUGGUCAACAGCUGUUCUACAACAACAAUGAUAAUAAAUUCCAUAAUAAUAACAACAACAAUACCAGCAUUAUUAGCAAUAACACAUUCAGUGAAUUGACCGUAACACCACCAUUGUUGGCUCCACCACCCAAAGUCUCGGCAUCACGUCGCAGUACCUCGGUCACCAACAGCACUUCACCAAAUGCCAUUAACAAUUUAAUGACCAAUGGCAACAACAACAACAACAAUCUUGCCGAUCUCUUUGGUUCGGAUCCCUUUGAUACAUCCAACACGGUCAAUCACCACCAUCAAAGUAUUUUCCCCCAGAAGCUGAGUAAAAUUUCCGUAGAUGAUUUCACAUUGGAAAGUUUGGACCCCUUGAGGAAAUGAUUUCCUUCCU
Musca vetustissima is the source of this 1586-nucleotide messenger RNA. It is a transcript of the gene ced-6, whose product is annotated as PTB domain-containing adapter protein ced-6. The record is from RefSeq and is a predicted model, not a curated record. The transcript is spliced from 4 exons. NCBI's taxonomy places the organism in Eukaryota, Metazoa, Arthropoda, Insecta, Diptera, Muscidae. Bases 29 to 1576 code for a protein of 515 amino acids.